CACACACACACACAGUGCCUGGCCAAGAGUGACACUCACUGCUACACACGUCUCACCUAGUGACAAUUGUUUAACCCUCCAAUUAUACUGUACCUCCUACUGACACUUAAAUCUGCUGCUUAUUACUGACAGUCACCCCGACCAUAUGCUAUCACUGUACCUGGCCUACUGACAGUCACCCCGACCAUAUGCUAUCACUGUACCCGGCUUACUGACAGUAACCCUGACCAUAUGCUAUCACUGUACCCGGCUUACUGACAGUCACCCCGACCAUAUGCUAUCAUUGUGCCUGGCCUACUGACAGUCACCCCGACCAUAUGCUAUCACUGUGCCUGGCCUACUGACAGUCACCCCGACCAUAUGCUAUCACUGUGCCUGGCCUACUGACAGUCACCCCGACCAUAUGCUAUCACUGUGCCUGGCCUACUGACAGUCACCCCGACCAUAUGCCAUCACUGUGCCUGGCCUGCUGACAGUCACUGUCUUUCAGUUGCUAUCACUGUACUUGGCCUAUUCAUGGACACUGUUCUUUCCCUAGCUUACAGUGUCGCCGUCACUACCCUCACUGACUUUUCUGAUGGUCUCUGUCACUAUGGCUAGUAUAUAUACCCUCCUAGGUAUUCUGUACCUGGUACAAGGGUUCCCCUAUGGUCUUCAGUCAGGGCUUUUCCCGGUGGUCCUGCGCACUCAAGGACUCUCUCUUUCCCAUAUUGGCCUCACUAAGAUUCUUUACCUGCCAUGGCUACUGAAGUUUCUGUGGUCACCGCUGGUCGAUGGCUGGUUGAACCGGCGCACGUGGCUGCUACUCAGCACAGGAGGUCUGUGUUUGUGUUGCCUUCUGUGCUCCCUCCUGUCUCCAGCAGUGACUGUCUUGCCUGUGGUCUGCCUUUUGUUUCUCAUGCACAUACUGUCCUCCCUUCAAGAUGUGGCUGUAGAUGCUGUGUCUGUAGCCGUCCUUACACAUGAGCAGGUUGGGCUGGGCAACUCUCUGCAAGUGGUGGCCUAUAAGAUAGGAUCUGUGCUGGCUGGCGGUGGGGCACUUACCUUAUUGGACACUUUGGGCUGGAGAGCAGUGUUCUUGCUGUUGGCUGGCAUGUAUCUUCUGGCUGUCUUGUCUACUGCAAGGACGAAAGCCCUGGUGAAUGCAGAGCUGGCUCCUGAGGGUGACCACAACUUACCUGCUAGGUGCAGAACCCUAAAAGACAUUGUUUACAAGGUAUUUGCAGUUCCGGGGACAGUGUGGACAGGUGUAUAUGUCCUGACCUACAAACUAGGUGAGCAGGGCUCUCUCAGCAUGAUUCCCCUUUUGCUUUUGGACGCAGGUGUCUCUGCAGCUGAGCUUGGGGUCUACAAUGGAAUUAUUUCAGUGGGAUUUUCUGUUGCUGGAUCUGCACUUGGUGGGACACUGCUCUCUAGGGGCCGGUCUCUGCAGAGGAUACUAAGUACUCUCUUGUUCCUGCGGACACUCUGUCUGGUGUUUCAGACCAUACUCCUGUCUGUACUCGGCAAAGACUUCAGCACAGUCAGAGGUGAGAACCAGUCCAAUUACAUUUCACAUCUAGACAACUCUGCACUUGUUCCACACAAUUCUCAUGAGAUGAGGACACAUGGUGGAAGGGGAAACCAAUCCUGCCCAAAUGCCAGUCACUACAGUCUGCUGUCCUCGCUGGAGGUUUUGGGGAAGGUUUUUUUCAGUGCCAUUUCAGGACUUCUUGUUGACUUUAUGGGGGUGUUUGGCUCUUUCUCACUAUUUAUAGUUUUCUCUUUUUUACCCAUUCUCCACCUGUGGAGUGCCCCUUUCUGCCUCCACCACGCAUAGCAUUGAGGGCAUUUGGAACUUCCUGUAAUCCAUGAACUAUUUGCCAGCUGAAGAACACUUAUCUUUAUCUUUGAGGGGCACAGUUCUCCCCUGACCAUAAUCCCAGGCCAGCUUGUUUUGUCAAGUCUACAUGUUAUAAAUGAACAAUGCAAUAAGCUGUUUCCUGCACUACCAUAGCAAGUAGUCGGUGCCCCUCCCCAAGGCAGGAGCAGCGCUCCUCUUCAGCAAUAGGAUCGGUUUAAUGCUGCAGCUUCUGGGGAAUAGGUUUAAGGGAAUCACCUACGUGUUCUGUCUCCCUGAGGUGCUCCAAGUACAAGUCACAAUCCGUGCAAUCUCUCCUUGGAUCUAUGGCAGAGAUGGUUAAUUGUAAUGUGUCUUUUGUUUUGUUGCUGUAUUGAAGAAGUUACAAUCAGUACUUAAACUACACCAAAGUUCAA
Molecule: messenger RNA, 2256 nt
Organism: Bombina bombina (fire-bellied toad)
Lineage: Eukaryota; Metazoa; Chordata; Amphibia; Anura; Bombinatoridae
Gene: SLC33A2
Product: major facilitator superfamily domain containing 3
Exons: 5
Coding region: 578-1819 (413 amino acids)
Biological process (GO): transmembrane transport
Cellular component (GO): membrane
Molecular function (GO): transmembrane transporter activity
Source: RefSeq, a predicted model, not a curated record